This is a messenger RNA of Cuscuta europaea, 1794 nucleotides long. NCBI's taxonomy places the organism in Eukaryota, Viridiplantae, Streptophyta, Magnoliopsida, Solanales, Convolvulaceae. The record is from the annotation of a GenBank genome assembly.
UAUUAUGUGAAAUUUGGUAUGAGUAAACUAGACUUAAUGAACAAAAUGUUCAAAAAAUUUCAUCAAAAAAUUGCACUGGGAACCGUCCCUAAAUGGCGAUGGCCAUAGCCCAAAGGCAGUAGGGUUGAUCAAGAAGACACCAACUCAGCCUAUUUUGACACGUAAAAAUCUGACAUUUUAUAUACUCGCCGCCAACGGCGUAAACCCAAUUCUGUAUCCAAAAUCCAAUCUGGGAAGAAAUGCCGGGUUUAACUUGCAACGCCUGCAACAAAGAAUUCCAUGACGAAUCGGACCAGAAGCUUCAUUACAGAUCCGAAUGGCACUGCUACAACCUCAAACGCAAGGUUGCAGGAGUUCCAGGGGUCACAGAAUCUCUCUUCCUUGCCAGACAGUCUGUCAUCGCAGAAGCAAAGAAAAAGUCAACCGAAACUCCAAUGCUCUAUAAGUGUGGUGUGUGUGGGAAAGGGUACCGAAGUGCCAAGGCUCAUUCUCAGCAUUUGGAAUCAAAGAGCCAUUUGUUAAGGGCUUCACAAAUGCCAAAUCCUGAUGAUGAUAGAAAUGUUAUAAUCAGACCUCUCCCGCACCUGAAUUUUGAUAGCUCAUCUCAAAAGGUAGAGGAGAUAGAUAUUGAUGAAAGUGACGAGAGUGAGUGGGAGGAGGUUGAUCCCAUGGAAGAAGAUCCUUUGAUGCAACUCAAGUUAAAUGAACAUACUUAUAAUGGGAAUAUGCAAGACGGUGAUAUGGAUGACGAGGGCUAUGAUGAAGAGCUGGAUCCAUCAUGUUGCUUCAUGUGUGAUUUAAAGCUUAGAACAAUAGAAAGCUGUAUGAUUCACAUGCACAAACAACAUGGAUUUUUCAUUCCUGAUGUUGAGUAUCUGAAGGAUCCAAAAGGCUUUCUGACUUAUGUUGGUCUCAAGGUUAAGAGGGACCACUUUUGUCUCUAUUGCAAUGACAGAUGCCAUCCUUUCAGCAGUUUAGAAGGAGUUAGGAAGCAUAUGGAAGCAAAGAGUCACUGUAAAGUGCGCUAUGGUGAUGGAGGUGAUGAUGAAGAUGCAGAACUAGAAGAGUUUUAUGACUAUGCCAGCAGCUACGUGGACUCAAAUGGAAAAGAGCUGGUUGCGUCAGAUGACACUGGUUGUGGGGUUGAGCUUGGAAGUGGUGGAGCUGAGCUGAUAAUUAAGAAACGGACUGAUAACCGAUUGUCUACCAAAACAAUUGGAUCCAGAGAGUUUUUGCGGUAUUACCGCCAGAAACUGAGGCCUACUCAUGAGGGCGAUAUUGCUCUCACAGCUGCAUUAGCUUCCAGGUAUAGAAGCAUGGGGCUCGCAACUGUGCAGUCGAGAGAGAACAUGGUUAAGAUGAAAGUGCUGAAGGCCAUGAAUAGAUCUGGUCCUGAGGCCAUGCGCACAAAGAUUGGUAUUAGAAAUAAUGUUAUCCGAGUCCUCCCAAAGAAUGUACCAUACUAAACCAUAUCUGUAUUGUUGUACUAGAGAUUUUCAUGCUAGUCAGCUUUCGUGUAUGUCUGUGGUGUGGGUUGAACAAAUUACUUUCCUGACUAAGAAAGUUGAACCCGGCAUAAUGUCUGUCCAUUAUGUGCUGGCUGUAUCUGUCCAUUUUUUUGCCAUGAACCGAUGAACGUUUGUCGGACUAUCAUAAUUCAUAAGGUCGUGGCGACUCGGUCAGUUGCACAUCACUGUGUGAGCUCUCAACAUAUGUUGCAUUGUCGAUGAUCAUUUUAUGUCUUGAGUUUUAAUGAUAUUUCAAUUCUACACAUUUUUUAAAGUAUCUUAUAUG